Messenger RNA from Cutaneotrichosporon oleaginosum, 1191 nucleotides. RefSeq lists its product as uncharacterized. The record is from RefSeq and is a predicted model, not a curated record. NCBI's taxonomy places the organism in Eukaryota, Fungi, Basidiomycota, Tremellomycetes, Trichosporonales, Trichosporonaceae.
AUGGCCCCCCAGCCACACCCCGCGCCGGCGCCGGCGCCGACGCCGGCGCCCACCGUCGUCCGGCAGGGCAGAGACACGAUCGUGACGGUGCUGAGCACGAUGCCGGCGCCAUACGUGCCCACUGAAGCGGCGACGCAGAGCAAGGUGAACGUGGGCCCGAUUGUCGGCGGCCUUGUCGGCGGCAUCGCCGCGGGACUGGCGGUCAUGGCUUUCGUGUGGUGGUACAUCCGGCACCGGAGAGAGAACCGCGAAGCCGCGCGCCGCGCAUACAUCCGCCGGCGGCACAAGCAGAUGAUGGCGCAUGCAAAAGCUCGGAGCCAGUACUCUGCCUCGUCGUCGAUCUACAGCGGGACGCUGCUCAAGACGCCCUCGCCGACCGAGAAGAGCUUCGACGCCUCGGUGCCCUUCCCCGCCCCGCCGCGCACAUAUUCCCGGGCGAAGGAGUAUGACCCGUUCAACACCGACAGGGGGUACGGGUACGAGGCCGCGCCCGACUACGUGCAGGCGCAGGGGUACGAGCCUGCGCUCCUCGGCGUGCUCGAGCCUGCGGUGGCGGCGCAGGCGCAGGCGCAGGCGCAGGCACAAGCACAAGCGCAGUCGCGAUACAGCCGCUCGUCGAUGUCGCAGUACACCUCGGCGCCGGUGACGCGGGCCAAGUCUAUCCCGCGCAAGUCGGUGCCCGCGCUCCCGCCGUCUCCGCCGUCUCCUUCCUCCUCGUCCUCUCCCUCUUCCUCGUCGUCCCCCCCCUCCCCGCCGAACGAGAGGGCGCGCAACUCGCGCGGCGCGCUGCGCGCCGCCGCCGCCGACCAAGCGGCCGCGAAUGCCUCCUCCCCCCUCUCGAGCCGGCACCGGCCCUCCCGCCCCUCGCCGCUCUCCGACCAGUCGCCCGCGACGUCGGACUCGUCGCACGCGUACGCCGCCGCCGCCCAAGGCGCGUGGGGCAUCGGGGGCACGCGCGACGGCGCGCCCGCCGGCCUCGGCAUCGCAGGCGCCGGGCUCGAGACCGACUUUUCGCGCGGCAGCUUCUACGAUGCCGCGCCCGACGUGCAGACGACCGUGCGCGGCGGGCUCAGCGCCGACGAGAGCCGCCAUCUCUCCGUGCCCCCCGAUGCGUAUGCAGAGUACGGGCAGUAUAUUGGCGGCAUAGAGGCUGGGAUCGAGGGGGAGGAGCGCAGGCAGCGCUGGAUUUAG